GCUUCGAUUUGGUAGUCUCAAUUUCUCAGUAUAAUCACUAAAGCUGUUUCUGCAGAAAUGUCGGCUAACUGUCAAGAUAUUUCAGAAGAGCUGCAAGAACACAUAACUAGAAUUUUGCAGCCGAAGAAAAUAGAAUUUAUGAAGAAAGUGAAAUUAACAACAAAGUGCAAAUCUGAGGAGAAAAUAUUGGUUCUGACACUGUGGAGAAUAUUUCUGUUCCCUGCUCGACUCCCAGUCAAGGUGGAAAGUUCUUUCAAUUACUUGGAGAUUAACGCAAUCAAUGCCGUCGACCACACUCAGGUUGUCAUAGAAACUGAGAAAAUUUCAUACCAAUUGAAACUCAUGUCCCUUGAAGAUUUGGAGCAUGUGGUUAGUCAUGUCACUGCGUCACUCAAAAAAAUAUUUCCAGAUUCAUCACCUGGGAAACUACUUAAGAAGAAUUCCCCUGAGUUACAAGAGAGAAUUAAAAAAAUCACUUUAGCACUGGAAGAACAGACUGAUUGCAAUCAGGGGCCAUGUGGUGGCUACUCAGAGACUUAUGCUGCAUUGUGCGAUUACAAUGGAUUUCCCUUCAAGGAAGAAAUCCAGUGGGAUGUAGAUACCAUCUACCACAGCCAAAAUACCAAGGAAUUUAAUCUGCUAGAUUUCAGCCACUUGGACACGAGAGAUAUGGCAUUGAGCGUGGCAGCUUUGGCAUUUAACCAGUGGUUUACAAAGCUUUUCUCCAAGGAUUUACGACUGAGCCCCGAUGUGAUAGAGCAGGUCCUCUAUGUGAUCAGUUUGUCCACUAAACUGGAGGAGCUGGUUUUAGAAAAUGCUGGACUGAAGUUUGAUGCUGGACAAAAAAUUGCACUUGCUCUAAAAGAGAAUUUCCACCCGGCGCUUCACACCAUAAAUCUAUCCAACAACCAGUUGGAGGACAGAGGGGUGUCAGCACUCAGUCAGCAGUUUGAAAAACUGUCCAAAGGACUGAAGUAUCUCAACCUCUCCAGAACAUCACUGACUGCAAAAGGUCUUAACUCUUUGGCUCAAUCGUUGAUUUCAAAUGAAGCUUUUACAUCGUCUCUUGUUCACCUGGACCUCUCUGGAAAUCCAGGGAUAUUAGCUGCUGAAGAUACCUGUAUAUUUUAUAAUUUCAUUUCCCAUCCGAAUGCCCUGACUCAUCUGGAUCUGGCAGGUACUGAUUGUGCUCUGGAUUCUCUUUUUGGAGCAUUGAAUCGUGGAUGUUGUGCACAUCUGACCUCUCUAAUCCUCGAUCGAAAUGUAUUUUCCCACAAGAAAUCUCGGGAAGUCCCCCCUUCAUUGAAGCAGUUCUUCAGUAACUGUUUAUCAUUAAAGUGCAUUACACUGUCUGGUAUCAAGCUACCACUGGAAGCAGUAAGAGCCAUUCUUCAGGGUCUGGCCUGUAACACUCACAUCUGUGAUGUACAUCUGAAUCUCAGCAACUGUGAGUUAAGAUCAGCUGGUGCGCAGGUGAUCCAGGACCAUAUUAUUGAUGCUAGUGCCAUCAGUAGCCUGGACUUGUCAGACAAUGGGUUUGACUCUGACAUGGUGACACUGGUUUUAUCUAUCGGAAGAAGCAAAUCAAUUCGACAUGUAGCACUUGGCAAGAACUUCAACAUUAAAUCAAAAGCCUUGGCUGAUGUUCUGCACAGGAUUGUCCAACUCAUCCAGGAUGAAGAAUGUCCUCUCCAGUCUUUAUCAGUUGCUGAUUCACGAUUAAAAUCUGGAACCAAUGUUCUCAUUAAUGCUCUGGGCAGCAACACCUGCUUAAAAAAGAUUGACAUCAGUGGCAAUGCCAUGGGGGACACUGGAGCAAAGAUGUUGGCCAAAGCUUUACAAAUCAACACAAGUCUUAGAACUGUGAUUUGGGACAGAAACAGUACUACAGCUGUGGGAUUCCUGGAUGUUGCAAGUGCUCUGGAGAGGAAUUAUAUGCUGAGAUCAAUGCCUUUCCCAAUGAGUGAUGUGUCCCAGGCUUAUCGUAGCAAUCCAGAGAAAACUGAUGAAGCGCUGCAGAAGAUACAAUCGUAUCUCUUACGGAAUAAUCAGAUUAAGAAAUUUUCGCCAGAGCAGGCCUUUCGAUUGCAAGAGAGAAUUGUAACUAGUUCCACACAGCAGAUGGUGGACAGCAUGUGUGAUUUGGUGGAAGAAAAUUUGAACAUCAUUAACAAGGACUCCAUGAAAGAAAAGCAAGAGGAUGUAGUGUUUGCUGAAGAAAUCAUAAAAGAUGCUAAGACAUUAACCACAGUGUUACCAACCUUGUACCAAGUGGGUAACACUCCACCUUUACUAAGAACGGUACAACACAAGCUGGAGUCAGUUGCUGAAGAAGUCUCCCAGGCUGUAAAUGAAGAAAUCCAGACACUCAUUCAGUCCCUUAUGAAAUCCACCAGCAUGCUCUGUCCUAAUGUUAUGCAGAAAGCCAAUAUUCAGGAGCAGCUGGCUAACAAAGUAUCCAGUAAAAACUUCAUCCCCAAGGACUUUACAAGGAGCGUAAUUGUUGAACAGGCUGGAUUGGAGAUUGUGAACAAACUCAGUGAAGUGAAGCUCAGCGUCACUGCUGCUCUAAUUGACCACUUUGUGGACCACAUUCUGAAGGACCUAACCAUUGCUAAACAGAAGCUUGCAUCUUAUGCGUCAAAACCACUAAAUGAAACACCAUCAUCAGACAAAGCAGGUUCAGAAACCUCGAAAGAUGAAAUCACAGUUAACGGAAACAUGGAUUUAUUGAGUUCACCCAACAAUGACUUGGCACCAAUUGAGAGUGUGUCUAUGCUUCGCAGGAGGACAAUACACUCUCGAAGAAUCAGGCCAACUACAGCCUUGAACCGAAUCUCAGACAUAGAAACAGAAAGACAAUUUGAAGGAACAGAUUUUGAAGCAAUGGAACUAUUGACAGUCAAGUCACAACCAAUCUCUACUGAUAUGAAUGCUGUAAAUAACACACCUACAAACGCAGAGACAACUUUUACAGAUUCUCUUAUGGAUUUGCCAAUUGAAGGGAUGAAACUAAGGCAUUGUACCAAAGGCAGGCCAAGACCAAACAGAAUCCGGAAAUAUCCACCCUCCAAGCCUACUGUACAAUCUGUGGACCAGGAAAAAGGAGAGGAUGUAACCAACAGCAAAUUAGAUCUAGGACUAGAAGAUUUCUUCACAAAGAAGAUAAUUCAAGAAGAAACCAGUUAUGUGCCUGCUGCUUUCAGUGAUUCUUCAUCACAGAAAGACCAGUCUCCAAAGUUUGAAGAAGUGCUUGAGUCUUCAUCGCUUCCAAAAACAAAAAAGAGAUAUCCUAAACUCAGUGACUUGUUUGCUUUCAAGAAAACCCGCUUCAACAGAAUGCAAAAGGUCGAGAAAGAACUUGAAAGAAACCAACAGAAAGGCAAGAAAAAUUCUUCUGUGGAUAUUCUAAAACCUCAAAAAGAAUCUGGGGAAAUGUUUGAUCAAGCCAAACCAGAAGAGGGCAGUAUAGAACAACCCAAACAAGACUGUAUACCCAGGCACCAGUCAUCUUUGAGAGGUCUCAAAACACGCUCGUUAAUUCUGCUCCCUGGAAAUAAGGAUGUCGAGGAUUUGUCUUUGCAGUUCACAGUACAAGGCAAGGAAUCCAAAACUGAGCUGUGUGAAGGACAUCAGUUGCUCAAAUCUGAGCAACACGUACAUCGGACUCUCCAGAGGGCAGGUCUGAAGGUGUUGCACUUUGACCCUAAGACAAAACUGAAUGUAGAAUCAGAAUUAAAAGGAUCAGACAGCAAUGGAGAAAUCCCUGGAAAGAACAUACCGCAGCCUCCCCCUCAAUCUUUGAAACUUUCUGCACUGGCCAAUAUGGCUAAAACCUUUGCAGUCAGUAAUGCAGAUAAAGAAGAGAAUUUUGAAGAACAGUCAUCUACAGGAGCCAGGAAUGAAGAAUCUGACGAUAAGGAAGAAGCAAAAAGACAAGAAAUUACAUUAGGAGACCAGAGAAUCCUGCUUCCUCCACCUCGCAGGAAAAAUCUGCAACAAGGGAACAAAGAACAAAGUAUAAAUCCUGUACCACUUCCAAGAAAAUCUGUAGCAUUGCAAAAAAGUCAAAUUCAGGAUGAAAUGACCAGCACAGAAAAGCAUUCAUCAUUGUAUUCAAUAUCAACAAGGAAAGUGGUCAAUGACUGGGAAGAAAAAGAGAACAAUGAAGAAUGUUUACCAUCCGAAGAUAAAGGUGAAACCUACAUAACAGCACCGUUAUCUACAGCUAACUUGAAAGGCACAGAAGAAGCAACUUUAACUUUAGAAGAAAAUCUUUCCAAUCAGUAUUGAAGAAGAGUGCUUAAGAAUCAUUGUAGUCUUUCAAGGAGAAAAAUACUUCAGCAUAAACAGACUAAAAAUUGCGCAGAUGUCUGUCCAGUAUACCUCACUGAAAUAUCCUGCAAAAAUCAGAAACAGGACAUGAUUUCAAUCCUUUUUGAUACAAUUUAUUAAAAUGUAUAUUUAAAAAAAGGAAAUAAAAUAUUUUAAGCUGAAUGUACAGAAAUACCCCAGAGCAGAGCACUGUACAUUACUUUUACUGUUUGUUUUUACAGAUUCAUUAUUGGCUGCAUUAUAGCUAUUUAAUGUUUUGAUCUGGAACAGGAAUCCAGGACAAGCUACGAGAUGCACUACCUCUUCCUUGUGCAAAUGUCCAGUUUGUACUUCAGGGUUAGUUUGCAGACUGGAGAGAUUAAAAUAGGUACCAAUGGAGGGGGGAGAGGGAACCUAGCUUUUCUCAACAGCACUUUCUCAGAACAGAUUUAGCAUUGUGCCUGUCAUUAUAAAUUGUUGAAAGAAAAACAGUCAUAUUUUUGCCUCAUAGUGCUUAUCAACUUUCAGUAAUAAAUUUACUGAACCAAGAUGACCGAGGAAGGGCCAUUAGCAUUUUUAUCUGACAGUGAAGAACUGUAGCAAUGGAAAUCCUUUGGAAUCUACAAGUGGCUCCAACUCCUCAUUCAACCAACUUGCAAUAAACAAGAUCCAGUGGCAAAUCAAUGCUAUUUAUCGUGAUAAACAUGAAUGAUAUCAACAAAUUCUAAAUGAUUUUGAAUGAUCUAUGUCACAGCACUUUUCAGGUGCUCCAAUCCAAUAAGGGCAAAUCGGCUUUGAUGAUUUAAAAUUUGUCCUACCUCCUCAACUCUGACUGCCUGUCCAAAGCCUUCAUGUUUCACCAGUUGUCAUUUUAGAGUGUUGAAUGAAUUGUUAGAUUCAUUCUGACAGAAUGUAUCAUUUUAAAGAAGUGAAAGAUAUAAAGUGAGACUGGGAAAGAAAGAGAGUAAAGGAAGUAGUCACACUUUAUGGAAGUUGUAUCAUACUUCUGGCCAGUGAGGGUUGGGAACAACUUAGAUUAAGUACAAUUCAAUUUAAAAAUGAUAUUGAAGUGGUGGAGUUAAAUUCUGCCUCAUUAUUAUGUUUUAUUUAACACAAUAUUAAAAAUAGUAUUUGAAUGCUUGUUAAAUUGAAAUAAAAAUCAACUUGUGUUACUAAAUUGC
Messenger RNA from Hemiscyllium ocellatum (epaulette shark), 5495 nucleotides. It is a transcript of the gene carmil2, whose product is annotated as capping protein regulator and myosin 1 linker 2. The record is from RefSeq and is a predicted model, not a curated record. Gene Ontology annotation, molecular function: protein binding. Lineage: Eukaryota; Metazoa; Chordata; Chondrichthyes; Orectolobiformes; Hemiscylliidae. The transcript is spliced from 38 exons. Gene Ontology annotation, biological process: regulation of Arp2/3 complex-mediated actin nucleation; cell migration. Gene Ontology annotation, cellular component: lamellipodium; plasma membrane. Bases 58 to 4293 code for a protein of 1411 amino acids.